GUCAGUUCCCCGGAUGAAGGCUGAGCGUGAAUAUGGCGCAGAGAGCACGAGCAGCGCGCUCGUGAGGGUUUCUGUGACUGAUACGCGCACUUAGCCCGCUUAAGCUAACUUUACUCACAAGAAACUUCACCGACCCUAUGAAGUUUAUUUCUCAGCGGACACAUUUCUCACUACAGGUCUGAUGCUUUGCUGCAGCCAUGUUCAGCAAGAAGAAAAAGCAACGCAUCCAGAUCUCGGCCCCCUCCAAUUUUGAGCAUCGUGUCCACACUGAUUUUGAUGAGCAGGAGCAGAAGUUUGUGGGGCUUCCACGCCAAUGGCAGAGCCUCAUUGAGGACACGGCCAAGAGGCCCAAACCUUUCAUCGAUGCUACAGUCAUCACUACUGUAGAACCACGCAAGACCAUUGUACGGGGUCGUAAGAUCGGUGACGAUGGCUCUCUUACAUGGCUUCUGGAUGAGUUUGAGACCAUGUCGGUGAUCCGCUCAAACUCAUUGCGGAGAGGCAGCCCACCACCGCAACCACGCAGAGACUCCGGAUCAUCAGGAGGAGGCCAUGAGAAUGGAGAACACCCUCAAUACAGACACCCUGAUCGAUAUGGAGACAGCAAAGAGAGGGAGAAACCUCGUCAGGAGCACCCCGGUGCUGAUCCCAGACAGUCUCAGCGUCCAGCCCGUUCAUCCAGAGAAGACGGCCGACCUCACCAGCAGCCUCGUGGCCAGGAGCCCAGCAGACUCAAAGAGCCAGACUGGUCAGGAGGACCAGCUGCACCACCCCAGCACAGAGAACGAGAAAGAGACAGGGACCGAGAGCCACGUGAUUAUCACGAUCAGGUAGUGAGGCGAGAGGGUGCCAACGAUAAGAGGCCCAAAUCUAGCUACACUGGGAGGGACAGCAGCCCACAGUCACCCCGUGAGAAGAGACCGCUGUCUGGGCCAAAUAUUCGCACCCCUAACUUACCUGUUACAGAGGGAGUGAUAAAGACCGCACAACAGACCGGCCGACCUUUUAACACGUACCCACGAGCUGAAAGUGACUCUGGGAGGAGCCCAGGUGGUCAGGAUUUAAAACCAGGAAAAUCUCAUGAGCCUUCCCACCACAACGGCCCCUCUACUGGGGCAGUCCGGGGUGGAAACAGUGGUGGUAAAAGUGCUUCUCAGGGGCAGCACAGAGCAGAGCCCCAGCAUCACGCCUCCCACCCAGCCUUAGGCCCCGAGCCCCCUCAAAGCCAGCAGAUGCCCUCCGCACCAAAACCAUCAGGCCCAGCUGCACCGCCACAGCAGACACGCUCACCUCAGAGGGAGCCACAACGGGUCUCCCACGAGCAGUUCCGUGCUGCUCUGCAGAUGGUGGUUGACCCUGGGGAUCCACGCACAUAUCUGGACCACUACAUCAAGAUCGGGGAAGGUUCCACCGGCAUUGUCUGUAUUGCUACAGUGAAGACCACAGGCAAGUUGGUGGCUGUAAAGAAGAUGGAUCUGCGAAAACAGCAGCGACGAGAAUUGCUGUUUAAUGAGGUGGUGAUCAUGCGGGACUAUCACCAUGAGAACGUGGUAGAGAUGUACAACAGUUACUUAGUAGGGGAUGAACUCUGGGUUGUCAUGGAGUUCCUUGAGGGCGGAGCUUUGACUGACAUAGUCACACAUACCAGGAUGAAUGAGGAGCAGAUUGCCACAGUGUGUCUGUCUGUUCUGAAAGCUCUCUCGGUCCUUCAUUCCCAAGGAGUCAUUCACAGAGACAUUAAGAGUGAUUCUAUUCUUCUCACUCAUGAUGGCAGGGUGAAGCUGUCAGACUUCGGUUUUUGCGCACAGGUCUCAAAAGAGGUUCAGCGCAGGAAGUCUCUUGUAGGAACGCCCUAUUGGAUGGCCCCUGAGCUCAUCUCAAGACUCCCAUAUGGACCAGAGGUGGAUAUUUGGUCACUUGGCAUUAUGGUCAUCGAAAUGGUGGACGGAGAGCCGCCAUACUUCAACGAGCCUCCUCUCAAGGCCAUGAAGAUGAUCCGAGACAAUCUGCCACCCAAGCUGAAAAACCUCCACAAGGUCUCGCCGCUUCUCAAGGGAUUCUUGGACAGGAUGCUCGUGCGAGAUCCUGCCCAGAGGGCCACAGCUCAAGAGCUGCUAAAGCAUCCCUUCCUGAGUAAAGCAGGCCCUCCCUCUUGCAUUGUUCCCCUGAUGAGACAAAACCGCAUGAGAUGAGAAGAGAAAUCAGUGCGGGACCUGUCAAGCCCUCUGAGCUCAAAGCAAAAAUGGAGGCUGUGCUUUGCACAGCUCAAACUGAUUGUACAGGUCAAGAUUUUUAGGAGAAAAGGCCAUUGAUGCUAUGGACAUUCAGAGGGUUUUUUCUUCCCCCAAAAACAUUUUUACCACUGUUUUUAUUACACUAUAGAACACACCGCAUUUGGUGACAUGAAAUAGACACAAUUAGAUCCUUCACAGUGUUCUGCCAGAAGAGGUUUCCUCUCUGGCUAAUUCAGAAACACAAGAAUGUGUUCUCUCAGUGGUUUUAUGUUUGACCUCGAAGACACUGCUAUUAGAGUUAAGGAGGUUUAGACAUUAUGAAAAUGAACCACUUGUAGAUUCUGAUCUGCCCUCAAUGUAAAGCAACAAUUUGUUGGAUUUUUUUCCAAACCUCAAGCUUUUUUCCUGCACUUCGUCUUUUGCACCAUGACCACACUACUCAUUAAUCCAUUUUUAACAGGAAAACAACUACUGAAGAAAACCUUUUACUUUAUAUUAAAAAAAAAGAAGGAAGUGAGAAACUCUAGGCUCCUGUUACAACACUAAGCAAAGGUAAACACUGGAGGUGUUUUUUUUUCAAAUCAUUUUUAAUUUUGUUUUAAUAAAAGUUUUAGUUACAUUGGGUUUUCAUAUUGCGUUUCGAGUGACAGUGUGACAUUCUAAACACUGUUCUGAGACUGAGCUGCACUCAAAUAUGAAACUUCCUCCUUUUUUGAUUCAUUGUUCCACUUUUUUAAUAAAAUAAAGGGGGGAAGGGUUGGGUAUGUUUUUUUUUUUUUUUUUU
This is a messenger RNA of Labeo rohita (rohu), 3018 nucleotides long. It is a transcript of the gene pak4, whose product is annotated as p21 protein (Cdc42/Rac)-activated kinase 4. Gene Ontology annotation, molecular function: protein serine/threonine kinase activity; ATP binding. The coding region runs from base 198 to 2192 and encodes 664 amino acids. Gene Ontology annotation, biological process: regulation of MAPK cascade; protein phosphorylation; intracellular signal transduction. Gene Ontology annotation, cellular component: cytoplasm. The record is from RefSeq and is a predicted model, not a curated record. The transcript has 10 exons. Lineage: Eukaryota; Metazoa; Chordata; Actinopteri; Cypriniformes; Cyprinidae.